This is a messenger RNA of Nicotiana tabacum (common tobacco), 2708 nucleotides long. RefSeq lists its product as uncharacterized. Lineage: Eukaryota; Viridiplantae; Streptophyta; Magnoliopsida; Solanales; Solanaceae. Gene Ontology annotation, biological process: beta-D-galactose catabolic process via UDP-galactose, Leloir pathway; glucose metabolic process. The record is from RefSeq and is a predicted model, not a curated record. Gene Ontology annotation, molecular function: aldose 1-epimerase activity; carbohydrate binding.
UUGCUUUGUUAUUUAAUGUGAUUCUUAUGGGACACAAGUAUUACCUCUGCAUAAGUUAUAACCUACACAGAAGAGGGUAUAAACACUCCAAUUUCUAUUCAUAUCAAUGUAUGAUACUGCCUCGGAAAAUAUUCCAAUCUUAUACAGAGCAAAACCAAGAUUCCACGACUUAAAAGGUAGAACAAUGCAGCCCGCUAGUGAUACUGUCCGCUCUGGUCUUAGGCCCUCACGAGUUUAAAAUGCGUUACUAGAGUCUAAGGCUUGUUAACUUAUAUACCCAGUAUCUCUUGUAUUUUGCCGAUGCGGGUAUGGGGUGUUACAUACAUCCCUUAUGGACUCGGGGAUUUGCUUAAACUCAGUUGGACUCUGAUCCACUAUCGGCAAAGUUGACACAAGAGUUGCUCUGAUACCAUCUGUAACAGUCCAGUCCGCUAGUGAUAUUGUCCGCUUUGGGCCUUGGUCUUCACGGGUUUAAAACACGUCACUAGGAUCUAAGGCUUGUUAACUUAUAUACCCAGCAUAUCUCUUGUAUUUUGCCGUUGUCGUUGUCGAUAUGGGUCUUUGUCUAAAGUUUGGGGUAUUACAGAUCCAUUCCUGUGGGGUGUUGUAGAUCCAUUCCUGUCAAAUGUGCCAAUUACUCGCACAAAUGGUCAUAGAUGGUGACUCAUCUUGUCAAAUGUGCCAAUUACUCGCACAAUUGGUCAUAGAUGGUGACUCCACUCAUAUUUACCAACAACAUUAUUGUUCUUUUCUCAUUAUUCUGUUCAUGUUUAAACACAAGUCUGCCAUGACUUAUCAAUCUGCUAAUAAGUAAUUGGUGGUUAAUAUGGCUAAAAUGAAGCUCAUUAAUAUGGAUAUGCAUUGAAGUUGGCCAAAAGUAGUAACGACAAUAAGGAUUGAAAUUGUGCACUAGCCAGCCAGUUUUUAUGUGAGAAUGAACAGUCAAAAUAAAACUAUCAGAAAUGCAAUUAAUGGUAAGGAAGUAAUUGCCAUUCAAAAUCAGAAACUGCUUCUCCUUAAAUAAUAACCUGACAACACUUAAAUUCAGAAACGACUUCCCUCCUUAAAUAGCUAAAUCCUGCUUCUCCUUCAAUAAUUUUCUUUAACUGUUCAAAAAAAUUCAAGAGAAAACACAGUAAGGAAGGCAAAGUGCUAAGAAGACAGUCGUUUAAAAAUUUAGGUUAUUUUCAGUAUUCACUUGUGUUCUAUUUGAAUCUCUUUUUGCUCAAGUAUUUCUAAAUUAAUUAUCUAAAUUUUUUUCCAUAGCUCAAGAAAGAUUACGUAAUGCAAUCCAAAUCUUCAUAUCGACCAUGAGGUUCUGUAUAUCUUGAAGUUGAAGGUAUUCUGUUUACAAGUCAACACAAACGGCUACUUCUGCAUUUAAAAAUCUUUUCCACAAUAAGGCCAUAGGAUAUUAGAAGAGUGCAUAUAUUCAAGCUAUCAAUAAGGCACUCUAUCUAAGUCUCAAAAACACUGGAGUUGAUUAUGUCUUCAAAGGUUAGUAGUUUGUUGAUAUGUUUGUUCAUUCUUCAUCUGUGGGCUGUUGGUAGUGUUACUGGGCGCAAGAUAGGGAUAUAUGAGAUCAAGAAAGGAGAUUUCUCUGUUAAAGUCACUAAUUAUGGUGCUAGAAUCAUCUCUGUUCUUGUUCCUGAUAAGAAUGGAAAAAUAGAUGAUGUUGUUCUUGGAUAUGACACCAUCAAGGAAUACAAGAAUGAUACAAAUUAUUUUGGAGCAAUAGUUGGAAGAGUUGCUAACCGGAUUGGUGGUGCUCAAUUUACUUUGAAUGGAACCCUUUAUAAGCUCAUCGCUAAUAAUGGCAAUAACACAUUGCAUGGCGGCCCUAAAGGAUUUAGCCAUGUUGUCUGGAAGGUGAGCAAACAUGAACGACAUGGUUCACAUCCUCACAUAACUUUAACCUUCCGUAGUGCUGAUGGUGAAGAAGGAUUUCCUGGCGAUCUUCGUGUUUCUGUUACUUAUGCAUUGAAAGAUCCUUACAAGCUUAGUGUGGUAAUGAAGGCAAAAGAUCGGAACAAGGCCACCCCUGUUAACUUGGCUCAACACACUUAUUGGAACAUUGGUGGACACAACAGUGGCGAUAUCUUGUCCAACGUUAUUCAAAUCUUUGCAUCACACAUCACACCAGUAGACGAACAUCUCAUUCCUACAGGCGAAAUCACCUCUGUCAAGAACACGCCAUACGACUUCCUCAAACCACGUAAAGUUGGGAGCAGGAUUAACAAACACCAAAAUGGAUAUGACAUCAACUAUGUACUUGACAGCAGUAAGAAAAUGAAGCCCGUGGCAAUAGUAUAUGAUAAGAAGUCAGGAAGAGUGAUGCUUGUACAAGCAUCUGCACCUGGUGUACAAUUCUACACUGCAAACUCUCUCAUUAAGAAGGGGAAAGGUGGAUAUGUAUAUCAGCCUCAUGCAGCUUUGUGUUUGGAGACUCAAGGAUUUCCGGAUGCUGUCAAUCAUCCAAAUUUCCCAUCGACAAUUGUGACUCCGAGAAAGACAUACGUUCACAAGAUGCUGUAUACUUUCGUGAAAUACUAGAACGCUUAUAACAUUAAUCUUUUCCACCAUUGCUGAUGUCUUUUGCAUCUUCUGCAUAAAUUGAUAUUUCUGUCAGGGUUAUAUGUUCUUUGAGAAAAAUAAACACUUAUUGGUCCCUAAUUUUAAUUAAUGUAACUCUUAUCUGUCUUUGCUAA